AUGGCGUUCUCAGUCGACCGGAUUACUCCCACCAUGGUGUCUGUGUUCUCUGGUAUUGACAACGCCAGAGUGUUGGCUUUCCGCUUCCAAUUUCGGAGGAACACACACCUCCUCAAUGCUCAGCUUUCCAAUUCUUUCUCCUUCAAUUUCAGAUUUCAUUCUCACUCUAAGAGUUUGAAUUCUGUUCAAUGUCAUGAUCCAUCGCGGUUGCCUUGGACGGGUCCAGUUCCAGGUGACAUUGCUGAAGUGGAGGCGUAUUGUAGGAUCUUUAGGAAUUCUGAAAGGCUUCAUUCUGCUUUAAUGGAUGCCUUGUGUAACCCAAUCACUGAUGAAUGUAGUGUUUCCUGUGAGGUUCCGUCUGAUGAGAAAUCGCUUCUAGAGGAUAAAAUAGUAUCUGCCCUUGGAUGCAUUGUGGCCCUUGUGAACAGUGGGAGGCAGAAUCUUCUUUCUGGAAGAUCUUCGAUUGUUACUCCAUUUCGUGGAGCAGAGGUUGGUGUGAUGGAGGAUACACUGCCCCCGCUUGCCCUUUUCAGGAGUGAGAUGAAGAGGUGUUGUGAGAGCUUGCAUGUUGCUCUUGAGAACUAUUUAAUUGCUGGCGAUGAUAGGAACUUGGAUAUGUGGAGGAAACUUCAGAGGCUAAAGAAUGUGUGCUUUGAUUCUGGCUUUCCUCGUGGGGAGGAUUGUCCAUGUCCUGUGCUGUUUGCAAAUUGGAGUCCAGUAUAUUUGUACAAUCCUUUAGAGGACACCGAGUCCAAAGAAUCUGAAGCAGCUUUUUGGACAGGCGGGCAGGUAACAGAAGAAGGUCUAAAGUGGUUACUUGAUAAAGGAUAUAAGACCAUCAUAGAUCUCAGAGAAGAAGAUGUGAAAGAUAACUUCUAUCAAGCAGCUGUGUGUGAUGCUAUUUCAUCUGGAAGUAUUGAGUUGGUCAGGAUCCCUGUUAAAGAUAGGACUGUUCCUACGAUGGAACAGGUUGAGAGGUUUGCAUCUUAUGUUUCAGAUAGCAGUAAAAGACCAAUUUAUCUUCAUAGCAAGGAAGGAAUUAGGAGAACGUCUGCCAUGGUCUCUAGAUGGAGGCAGUACAUGACUCGCUUUGCAUCACAGGUUGUUUCGAAUCAAGCAGUUAUUUCCAAUGACAUGUUAUCAGAUAAUACAAAUGGAUCUGGAAAAAUGCAGGACUCAAUAGUUGCCGAGAGAUCCUUCCAGGAAAAGGAUACCAAUUUGCUGCAAGAGGGUGCAACGCAUGGUUCUGAAGGCUCAUAUGACUCAUGUACCUCUUUAGAGAAGAAUAAUGAAAAAAGACUAACCAAUGGGGCCAUAAGUCAACUUACUCCUGAUGGCAGGGCCUCGUCACAAGCCACUGGUGCUAAUGGGGAAGGAUCUUUUCCAAGUUUCUCCAGCAAAACUAGCCCUUUAGAAGCUCAAGUUCCUCCUUUUGAUAUCUUUUCCAAAAAAGAGAUGUCCAAAUUCUUGGGAAGUAGGAAGAUCUCAAAACCCUCUUGUUUCAGUUAUCAGGAAAAAAGAUUGGAAUGCCAGCCAGAUUUGAGGAGCUCUGAACCUGAAACUGUAGGCUCAGCGAAAAGUUCCAAUGGGUCAGCUCAGUCACAUAACACAGUUGGUAGCAAAUGGAAGUCAGUGAAUGUGAAUAAUUCCAGUUCUGUUAGGACAACAGUUAAUGGAUAUAGUGAUGGGAAAAUGUAUUACAGGACUGAUGCCAAUAUCUCUACCACUGUGAACAAUGAUAUUGAUAAGGAUAAGGCUGGAUUAGCCUUACGUGAUGAGGACUUGGAGCUUAUUGGAAGAGACAUGUGUGCAUCAUCAACGGGGGUGGUAAGGUUGCAAUCAAGGAAGAAAGCAGAGAUGUUCUUAGUACGAACAGAUGGAUUUUCUUGUGUGAGAGAGAGGGUGACUGAAUCCUCUUUGGCCUUUACUCAUCCUAGCACCCAGCAGCAGAUGCUUAUGUGGAAAUCUACACCAAAGACUGUUUUACUGUUGAAAAAGCCAGGAGAGCAUCUCAUGGAAGAAGCUAGAGAGGUGCCAUACUGGUUUGGAAUUCGGUGGCCACCAUGGCCUGCCUGGGAAACCCACCACCUGACUGCCUUUAUGUGGCAGUUUGGUGGAAUCCUGCCGUGCUUGGUUGUUGCUUCUUUUCUGUAUUUCCAAGAGAAAAUGAACGUUCUGGUGGAACAAGAUGUGCAUGAUAUAUUUGGGAGAAUUCCUGGGUUUGGAUUUGUUCAGACCUUCUACAGUCAGGAUACUUGUGAUCUACACGAGAAAGUGGAUUUUGUGGCAUGUUUGGGGGGAGAUGGUGUUAUACUGCAUGCUUCAAAUCUGUUCAGAGGUGCUGUUCCCCCUGUUGUGUCAUUUAACCUUGGUUCUCUUGGUUUUCUGACUUCUCAUAAUUUUGAAGACUACAAGCAGGACUUACAACAAGUUAUCCAUGGUAAUAGUGCACGAGAUGGAGUGUACAUAACUCUCAGAAUGCGUCUCCGAUGUGAAAUUUAUCGUAAGGGUAAAGCUGUACCAGGGAAAGUACAAGGUGAUGGAGUCAUUGUUGCAACCCCCACUGGAAGCACUGCCUAUUCUACAGCUGCUGGAGGUUCUAUGGUCCAUCCUAACGUUCCGUGCAUGCUGUUUACUCCAAUCUGUCCACAUUCCCUCUCAUUUAGACCAGUCAUACUUCCAGACUCUGCACAACUUGAAUUAAAGAUUCCAGAGGACGCAAGAAGCAAUGUCUGGGUUUCAUUUGAUGGAAAGAGAAGGCAGCAACUUUCUAGAGGAGAUUCAGUACGAAUAUCUAUGAGUCAGCAUCCACUUCCAACAGUUAACAAGUUUGAUCAAACAGGUGAUUGGUUUCAUAGCUUAAUUCGCUGCCUAAAUUGGAAUGAAAGGCUUGAUCAAAAGGCUCUAUAA
Sphenostylis stenocarpa is the source of this 2910-nucleotide messenger RNA. Lineage: Eukaryota; Viridiplantae; Streptophyta; Magnoliopsida; Fabales; Fabaceae. The record is from the annotation of a GenBank genome assembly.